Molecule: messenger RNA, 1902 nt
Organism: Neltuma alba
Lineage: Eukaryota; Viridiplantae; Streptophyta; Magnoliopsida; Fabales; Fabaceae
Product: receptor like protein 21-like
Exons: 7
Coding region: 1-1902 (633 amino acids)
Molecular function (GO): protein binding
Source: RefSeq, a predicted model, not a curated record
AUGGGAUACUCAGUGAGAGAGGAGGUGUGGUGGGUGAUGGCCAUAAUCAUAUUCAUAUUAUUAGGGUUUAAUGGAGAAGCUGAGGGGUGCUUGAAAGAAGAGAGAGAAGCUCUUCUGAAAUUGAAAGAAGCUUUCAAUUUUCCAAAUGGCUCUUCUCUUACUUCUUGGAAUAACCAUACCUUCUCUGCAGAUUGCUGCACUUGGGAGGCUGUGAAGUGUGACAACUCCACUCAUAGAGUCAUAAGCCUUUAUCUGAGCGAUACAAGAGCUUAUGAGUUGAGACACAUCAAAUGGUCACUCAAUGCUUCUUCUUUUCUCCCCUUCAUCCAGCUUCAAACGUUGCUUUUGGAUGGGAAUUACUUGUCAGAGCUGUUUGGCGAUAUCAGGUUGGUGAACUUGAAAGUGUUGAGCUUACAAGACAAUAUGUUCACAGAAUUCCCAUAUUUCGACCUUUCUCAUUCACGUAAUCUGGAUUUGCUGUUGCUUGAUGGUAAUAACUUGGAGGGCAGUAUUCCGGAAUCUAUUACGUCUCUUACUUCCCUCACCGUAUUGACAUUAUCUAAUAACCGCUUGAAUAGAUCAUUGCCACAACAAGGAGGCCUAUGCAAUUUGAAGAAUCUUUCAUUCUUGGAUCUUGCCGUUAAUGAAUUUGAGGGGCAACUCCCUCCAUGCCUUGGCAAUUUGACGUCCUUAUAUACGCUUAAUAUUGAAGUAAAUAAUUUUGAAGGAACCUUUCCUUCCUCACUCUUUCAUUCUCUGAGGUCUCUAACAGCACUUGUUCUUUCCGACGACAAUUUCAACGGCUUAUUUUCACUCUCUUCGCUUGCCAACAAUUCCAACCUCAAAGUCUUUUCCAUUUCAUGCUCUAACACCAAUCUCAAGCUUGAAACUGAGAAUCCCCCAUUUAUCCCUUCCUUCCAGUUGAGGGUUUUCACAAUCGGCAACUGUACUUUAAACAAAGCCAAUGCUAAAAGAAUACCUACCUUUCUUCUUCAUCAAUAUGACUUGCUAAAUCUAGAACUUAGCAACACAAACAUUUCAGGGGGCUUCCCGUCCUGGCUUUUGACAAACAACACAAAAUUGAGUGAUUUCAAUCUGACCCACAACUUGUUCAUUGGUCCCUUUGAACUCAAUUCCACCUUAAAAUUGCUUCAAAUGGAGUCUUUUGAUAUUUCCUCUAACCCCAUUAGAGAUGACAUACCUUCUCAUAUUGGCUUCAUUUUUCCCAACUUGAUCUCUCUUAACAUGUCUUCAACUUUAUUGCGAGGUUGCUUCCCAGCUUCAAUAGGUGAAAUGAGACAACUGAAUGAUCUUGACUUGUCAAAUAAUAAUUUAUCUGGUUACUUGCCCCAAGAAUUUGGUCAAGGCAACAAUGAAUUGAGGUUUUUGAAGUUGUCAAACAACCACUUAAGCGGCCCAUGUCUUCCCAUAGGAUCAAAUUUCACAUCUUUGUUGUUUUUGGAUCUCAACAACAAUAACUUCAAAGGAAAGCUUGAAGGUGGGGUCAUGAAUAGUACUGAAUUAAGAAUGUUGGAUAUUAGUGCCAACCAACUAUCUGGUGAAUUACCUAGCUGGAUUGGAAACCUUCAACAUUUGAGUUACCUCAUUUUGUCAAAGAAUUCUUUAACAGGUGAGGACCCGUACAAACAUCUGAAAUCUCUCUCUAUGGUAUGUGCUAGCAUGAAGCCGGUUGGGGCUAAUCUGGAUGAGGUUCUUUGGAAGACCCCAGAUAAGGGGAUGUUAGAUGCUGCUUCUGGGGGUUCUCUUAUUGAUUUAACUGCUGAGGAGGCAUGGGAACUUAUCAAGAAAAUGGCAUUGAACCCAUCAAUUGCUGCUUUGACUACACAGUUGAAUAAGCUUGCAUCUCACACUCCCCCUGUUGGAACACCUCUCGACUCCUAA